Messenger RNA from Diospyros lotus (date-plum), 867 nucleotides. Its product is annotated as truncated transcription factor CAULIFLOWER D-like. The transcript has 8 exons. Gene Ontology annotation, biological process: positive regulation of transcription by RNA polymerase II. NCBI's taxonomy places the organism in Eukaryota, Viridiplantae, Streptophyta, Magnoliopsida, Ericales, Ebenaceae. Gene Ontology annotation, cellular component: nucleus. The record is from RefSeq and is a predicted model, not a curated record. Gene Ontology annotation, molecular function: RNA polymerase II cis-regulatory region sequence-specific DNA binding; protein dimerization activity; DNA-binding transcription factor activity, RNA polymerase II-specific. The coding region runs from base 131 to 715 and encodes 194 amino acids.
AGGGGAGCUUUGCCAAUGUGCAAGCAAUUUAAGUCAUCAAACAACCAUUAAUUCACUAUUAUCUGCCAUUGUCGGGCCAGCUAGCCAUACUUAGUACUGGUUGGUCUGAGGAUCACUAGCUAGCAUCGUCAUGGGAAGGGGCAAAGUAGAGCUGAAGAGGAUUGAGAACCCAUCAAGCAGGCAAGUCACCUUCUCCAAGAGGAGGAAUGGCCUCAUGAAGAAGGCCUUUGAGCUCUCCAUUCUCUGCGACGCCGAGAUUGCCCUCCUCAUCUUCUCCCCCUCCGGCAAGGCUUAUCAGUACUCCAGCCAUGAAAUGGAUAGGACCAUUGCGAGGUACAAGAAUGAGAUGGGGCUUCCUCAAUCGCACAACCAUGGACUUAGACCUAUUGAGGUUUGGAGGGCUGAGAUGGAAGAUUUGAGGAGAACCUUAGAAAGCUUGGAAGCCAAGCAGAAGCACAUAGCUGGAGAAGAUCUAUCGCUGUUGGGCAUGAAAGAGCUCAAGCAAUUGGAACGCCAAAUGAGGACAGGAGUUGAGCGCAUUCGCUCCAAGAAGAGGCGUAUCAUUUCAGAGCAUAUCAACGACUUGAAGAAAAAGCAUAGAGUCCUGCAAGAGGAGAACACUCACCUCCAAAGGAAACUUAAUGAGUUGGAUACGCACGUGGAAGUUCCGGAAUAUUUGAACCCGACAACCUUUGUACAUUUCAAAGGAACAUAGCUCUGUUCUGAGGGGGCAGCAAAUGGAAGCCCAGCAACUAAUCUAAGCAGCUUAAAUUAGUGAAUGAAUGAAUUAAUGUAAUGGCUUUUAUUUUAUGUACAAAACUAUUGGGUGGUUUCUAUAUUGCACUUAUGCUUGCUGUCUCUUUAUUU